AGAGAGCUGUAGUUGUCUUAAUGGACGAAGCUGGGUAAAUUUCUUCCAAGAAUUAUCCCAUUUCAUCCAUCAGUCUAUCAUAUAUAUUACGACGAAUUUGUGUUCAUUGGAUUUCCAAGUGCAUCUGUUGUGAACUAGCAUCUUUUGGUAGCCAUUCGUAAAACGCAUCCUGUGUAAUUCAGCUGACUAUUUUCUGUUGCUUUUCAAGCAUAGCAUAGCAACCUGCCUAAGAAAGAAAGUCGUUGAAUCAAAAUGGCUUGUGUUACUUUGAAGCGUAGUUUGGAAUUUGAUCCUGUGCACAGUCCCGGUGGUCGUACACCGAAACGAAGGAGAUGUAUGCCAAUUUGCAUGCCUCCAACAACUCCACCAACAAAGUGCCAUGAACCUUCUCCUUUUGGCGAUGUCUCUUCGAAGCUUACACCAGAGCAAAUCUUGGCGAAUGUUCGUGAGGAAGUUAAACGCUUUCAACGUCGUAAACAGCUUAAUUUCAGUCAAAAUCAAUCUCAGCACAUGAGCAGCCAGCAUCAAGACAGUUUGAUGUGUGAGAGCCCUACCAGUCCAGCAUCUCCUGCCUCAUGUCCUCGAUCACCUUCACCAUUGAUGGCCCUGGCUUCCUCCAAUAAUUUUGGUCAAAGCUGCUCAACUAAAGAGAAACCUUUGUUCACGUUUAAGCAGGUGAGCCUCAUCUGCGAAAGAAUGUUAAAAGAGCGCGAAACAGAAAUUCGCGAGGAGUAUGAUCGAGUAUUGACACUUAAACUCGCCGAGCAAUACGACGCAUUUGUUAAGUUUACUCAGGACCAGCUACAGAAGCGUUUCGAGGCCAAUUCGGCACCAUCUUAUUUGUCAUAAGAUUCAACAGGCGCAUAAACUAAAGCUUAUUUUUUAAUAAAUUCGUUUUUUUUUUUUUUUUUUUUCUAAUCGCAAUUCACCACGGUUAAUUGCGCAAAAUUUCCUCGCUCCUAACUUUACAUAUUCCCCACGCGCUAUGCACACGGGCAUGUACGAGCGCGCGUAAUGUUAUCAUCCGCUUAUUUGUAUAUGUAAAGAGAAGGGGAAAAAAUCCGCCGUCUGAUCUUCAAUGUGGUUUUGUCAUACAUUUGAAAAUUGUCGUAGCCGUGUAUUUCUUUGAUGCUCCAAACGUUAGCAAUAGAAAAAAACAUCCGAUUAGUUAAGAUUAUCUCGUGAGGUGAUGACAUCGAUGUUGCCAGUAUAUUGAUAUACCUUUUAACCCUGCGAUGAGAACACUUCCGAGUCUCGAAAGUAUCUGGAUUGAUGGUAGAGGAAACGUAGCAAUCGAAGUGAAAUGUGGAUGAGUGCCAAGUUCUAUCUUAUAUCCUCUGCAUGGUAAAGCCCAAGGGGAUUAUGUCCACAUUUACUACCUUUCCUAUUUGGUCGGAUGUCUUUCUAAUCUGAAUGAAAUAACUUGGCGUUGGUAUUUGUUUCGUUCCCUUUUUCUCCUAUUUUGUUUUCAAUUACAAGACUUUUGAUUGCGCGGAUCGAGGAAAAACAAUACACUUGGCUACCUCUUAA
Daphnia pulicaria is the source of this 1530-nucleotide messenger RNA. Its product is annotated as akirin-2-like. Gene Ontology annotation, biological process: positive regulation of transcription by RNA polymerase II; positive regulation of innate immune response. The record is from RefSeq and is a predicted model, not a curated record. The transcript has 4 exons. NCBI's taxonomy places the organism in Eukaryota, Metazoa, Arthropoda, Branchiopoda, Diplostraca, Daphniidae. Gene Ontology annotation, molecular function: transcription coregulator activity. Bases 253 to 849 code for a protein of 198 amino acids. Gene Ontology annotation, cellular component: chromatin; nucleus.